AUGAAGUGUCUGGACAACUAUCUACCCCACUUCUCUCCCCUCUGGUGGCGCUGCCAGGAGCCAUUAACUCAUACUAAUACGGAUUUGUGCAACCUUAAAUGCCUAGGCGUACGCGCUCUGCCCCUGACUUAUCUUACAGAUGCAACCACGGACAAGCGGUAUGGAACUUCUCGGCUCAACGGCUCUCAACCUCAUUGUAGGGGCGUUGACAUGCGCACUUACCUACAAAGUUAUUGCUCUUCAACGAGAACUGCGAGUAUGAGUCGCUUUUCACCAACCCUGUCAGCAUUGGAUUCCCUGCCCUCUAACCUGUAUUCCAGGCUAACAACCAGAUCGCGGCCGCAAAUGGAUGUCUGCCGCUCAGGAAAUGGAACUCGACUUGGCCACUGGGCCUGGAUCUACUUAUUCAAGCAUUUCGCUAUGACCGUAGGCAGCAGAUUCUCAAAUUCUUCCUCGAUGUCGUUGCUAAAUCUGGCACGACGUUCGAGCAAAAUCUCCUUUUCUCUCGAGGAGUCGACACUAUCGAUCCUCAGAACAUACAGGCGCUUCUGUCGACCCAAUUCGCUGGUCAGUGCUUUACCUCGGACGCUCUUGCUACUACUACUGACGAACGACACUUCUGACUUUGGACUCGGACUGAGACCUCCAACUUUCUACCCCUUGAUGGGAAGUGGGAUCUUCACUCAGGAUGGCAGACACUGGCGGCACUCACGCGAGCUGCUACGUCCACAGUUCAUGACGAACCGGUUCACCAAUUUUGAGCAUAUACGCUGCGCCGUAGACAACCUCAUUUUCACCAUUCCUGAUGACAAAGACGUGGAUCUACAGCCGCUGUUCUUUCGUCUCACUUUCGAGACUACCCUCUUCGUACUGUUUGGGCAACACUUGCCAUCUCUCCAAUCGGAGGGCAUCACAGGCCAGGAAUCGGACUUUGCGAACGCUUUCAAUCUUGGACAGGAGUAUUUGGCCAAACGCGGACGAUUGGGUGACUUCUACUGGCUUCUAGACGGGAGGAAAUUUCGAAAGGCAUGUAAAAUUUGCCAUGAAUUUGUGGACUGUGCUGUACAGAAGGCCUUGGGCUCGGCUACAAACAAGACCCCGGGCACCAAGACAGAGACUUACGUCUUUAUUGAGGCCUUGAUCGAGGAAACCCGGAACCCGGAAGUACUUCGGGAUCAGUGCCUUAAUAUCCUGCUAGCUGGGAGGGACACUACGGCUUGCUGCCUCACUUGGACUUUACGUCUACUUGUCCAGCAUCCUCACGUCCUUUCCAAGUUGCGGGCCGAAAUCAGUGAUAGAGUCGGAAUUGGACUUGGGUCGCCGACGCCUACUAUAACCCAAGUCAGGUCACUUCCGUAUCUCUCCCUCGUCAUCAAAGAAGUCCUCCGCCUCUACCCCUCCGUCCCUGUAAACUCGCGCGCCGCCACCAAAACCACAACCCUCCCCACAGGCGGCGGACCAACAGGCACCGCGCCAAUCCUCGUCCGAAAAGGCGAGGCCGUAGGAUACUGUGUCUACGCGAUGCACCGGCGUAGGGAUAUCUAUGGCGCCGACGCAGACAAAUUUCGACCCGAGCGCUGGGAUAACGAUGCGCUGAAGGAUGUAGGCUGGGGGUAUUUGCCAUUUAACGGGGGACCAAGGGUUUGCCUGGGACAGGAAUUUGCGUUGCUGGAGGUUGGAUACACCAUUGUGCGGUUGCUGCAGACAUUCGAGGUUAUUGAGCAGGCGGAAGGAUGUAGGAUGGAGAAAGGAGUCGGCGACGAGAGGCAGGUUCUUACGUUGGUCGUUUCUUGUGGGGAAGGUUGUGUGGUUCAAAUGAGAAGAUAUGGAGAGGUGUAG
This is a messenger RNA of Aspergillus niger, 1839 nucleotides long. RefSeq lists its product as uncharacterized. The record is from RefSeq and is a predicted model, not a curated record. The coding region runs from base 1 to 1839 and encodes 612 amino acids. The transcript has 4 exons. NCBI's taxonomy places the organism in Eukaryota, Fungi, Ascomycota, Eurotiomycetes, Eurotiales, Aspergillaceae. Gene Ontology annotation, molecular function: heme binding; oxidoreductase activity, acting on paired donors, with incorporation or reduction of molecular oxygen; iron ion binding.